CUAGGCUAGCGCUACGCCGCGGCAAAUACUUUAUGUGCAAAUUGUGUGCGGUACAUAAAAAACUAAAGGAAAUUACUGUCUAUUCGUCUACGUAGUGUUUUAUACUGAUAGUCAUUAUGUUUAUAUUUGUGCUCGAAUUAUGUGCGUGUUUUGUGUUGUGUUUCGGGCAGAAUCAUGGAGUUAAAGGACACAAUGAACCGGAAUAUCCCACGAACUUGCAUAACGGCCUCAGCGAAGCGACGGGGAAUUUCUCAGUGGAGCUAUUAUAUCAUGCAGCAAAAAGGCAAGGGAAACAGAAUCUCAUAUUGUCGCCGAUUACAGCGUGGACGGUGUUGGCAGUGACGUCGGAAGGCGCACUUGGCAAUACACGGACUCAACUGGUCUCAGCCUUACGAAUCGAAAGAAACCGGACGGUUGCCAGGCAUAACUUCCAAGAAAUCGCGCGAUGGCUUCUCGUAAACACAACUACAGUGCAUCUUGCGAAAUUCAACGGAAUAUUUGUAGACAAGUCUAAAUCUCUGGAAGAUGACUUCCGUCAAUCUUCGAAAGAAUUUUAUGAUACGCAAACCGUCGAUUUAGACUUCAGAAACAGCGCAGCAACCGCCGCAACCAUCAAUGGAGCCGUGUCAUCAGCAACCAAAGGCAGAAUUCCUAAAUUAAUUGAUGAAAAUAGUUUGAGUGAUGCACAGAUGAUCAUCACUAGUGCAGUAUAUUUUAAAGGGCAAUGGACUGCGCCUUUUAAUGUCUCCUCUACAACUAAACAAAAUUUCUAUAACAGUAAUGGGACAAAAAUAGGUGAAGUAAACAUGAUGUACAAUAGAUACACAUACCCAUUUGCUAAUAUUAAGGAGAUUCAAGCAAGAGUUAUUGAGUUACCUUAUGGUGUUGAAAAUCGUCUGUCCAUGCUAUUAAUGCUGCCAAAUCCUGGCGUUACUCUAGAAGAUAUGUUCUUGAACUUCAAAAAAGUACCUCUAGAUACUGUAUUUCAAGAGCUGAAACUUUCUCAAGAAGAGUAUAGUGAAGAUGAAAUAGAUUGUUUCAUUCCUCGCUUCAAAAUUGAAUCAAGCAUUGAACUGAAUGAAAUUUUGAAAGUGGGAUUGGGAAUAUAUGACCUGUUUGACCCAGUGAAAGCUAAUUUGGGCCGCUUGGCUCGGAGACCCAUGUAUGUGAGUAGGGUUGUCCAUAAAGCUGAAAUUGAGGUUACAGAAGAAGGCACCACAGCAUCUGGGGCGACAGCUGCAGAGUUUGCAAACCGAAUUGGAGUUAUAAGAUUUGAAGCCAACAGGCCUUUUAGUUACCUUAUUGUGGAGAAAGUCACAAACACUAUUGUUUUUGGAGGAGUCUACCAACAGCCGAUUUUGUACUGAUCUUUAUAGCUAUAAUUGAAAACUAAAAUAACUGUAAUUAAAUUCUAUAACUUUUGUGUACACAAAU
Messenger RNA from Cydia amplana, 1434 nucleotides. It is a transcript of the gene serpin-4, whose product is annotated as serine protease inhibitor 77Ba-like. The transcript has a single exon. NCBI's taxonomy places the organism in Eukaryota, Metazoa, Arthropoda, Insecta, Lepidoptera, Tortricidae. The record is from RefSeq and is a predicted model, not a curated record. Bases 117 to 1367 code for a protein of 416 amino acids. Gene Ontology annotation, molecular function: serine-type endopeptidase inhibitor activity.